CAGUGCCAGUGCCAGUGCCAGUGCCAGUGCCAGUGCCAGUGCCAGGGCGAAGUGCUACCGUCUCCGCUGCCAGUCUACCAUCACACAUUCACAAGAGCUACCGCCGGCCGACUGACUCUCACUAUACUCCUUUCAAACCGUCUUUCGCUACUUCCGUCAACUCAUUGCUCUGCUCAAUCCACUAGACUCUCGGGAUCAUACAACUCACCCAAUCAACAGACAUGGCCGUCCUCUGCAGAUACACCAUCUCGCGUGUUCUCUUCCUCACCCUCCUUUCUACACUGGUGGCCGCUCAGGACGACCAGAAACCAUUUGACUGUCAUGUCACAAUUGGCGAGGACGCUUACGACCUCACCGGCCUCAAGGGCGAACACACUGUCACACGCGAGAGCAACAUGCCUCCAUCGACAAUACACGACGCUGUCACCUUCAACCUCUGUGAAGACCUGGCGAAAAGCAGUGCACCAGAAGAGGACCAGUGUCCGCCGGGCACACGAGCGUGUCUAGUGAGGACGAGCAGGAAGAACGGACAUGAUGACCGGGUCAUCUCUGUCAUCCCAGUUGCAAACUCGUCUGCAAGUGCCGUCUCCUACGACCCGAUAUCCUCACCGAAGGGUCUCCAGCUCACAUUUGCGGGGGCGUCAUAUCCAAGCGUCGUCGGCUCAGAACCAUCCCCACAGCACUUCCACUUACACCUCCUCUGCGGGUCCUCAGUCUCGGACGUCAACUUCGUCUCGUACAAUGGCACGGACCUCUAUCUCGACUGGGAAGCCCCGGCAGGCUGUCUGAUCAAAACACCCCCCAGCGAAGACACGAAAGAGCCAACCGACGGUGGGGACGACGGGUCGGGGUCCGGAGAGAAGAAAGAGGAGGCGGUCGGGUCCGGACUCGGGUACUUCUUCCUAUUAUUCUUCCUCGCCUUCGUGGCAUACUUCGCCCUCGGAGCAUACUACAACUACUCGACGUACGGUGCAACUGGCGCAGACCUCAUCCCGCAUCGCGACUUCUGGAGAGAAGUCCCGUACAUGCUCCGCGAUCUCGUCUCACACAUAUGCUCCGCCGUCCGGCCAAGACACAGCGCCAGCCGAGGUGGAUACAUCGCCGUAUGACACGUCGCUCCGCAGCUCUCUGUGCUUGGGCGGUGUCCGGGCGUCGAACUGCGACACUUUAUCAGAUGUCCCUGCCGGUCUCGAUCCUUGCUGCUGCGGUCACUCCGCGGGCCAUAUACCGCAAGAAGCAGGCGCUAUUGUGGGUGAGAGAAGGGCGUAGAGUACUUUGGGGCGUCAGUCUGGAUGGAAUGGGUCAUAUAUGUCAUGUUUUUCUGUUGGUUUGGGAUACAUACAUACCCACAUCGCUCCCGUUAUGUUCGUAGUAAUCAGCUGUGUCUUCGCAGUCGCGCUCGUAUAUGUCUAGUCGACUAUGGUCUCGUGGUAUACGCCCAGCACCAACUCGCGUCCGAUCUAACUAAAGCAAGAGCGAGUGCUGAGCAAUUAGCGAUGAUGUUGUUAGCGCAGAUGUCUAAGGAGAACGUCUGCCUCUUGAGGUGGGAGGUAGUGUAGUCCCAAACGUUAUAGAAGCCGUUUUACGGUGUGUCUGUCGCCGCAGAAAGCUGCGGGUCACGUAGAGGCCUCCUUCGUUGCUU
Dichomitus squalens LYAD-421 SS1 is the source of this 1642-nucleotide messenger RNA. RefSeq lists its product as uncharacterized. The record is from RefSeq and is a predicted model, not a curated record. The coding region runs from base 222 to 1109 and encodes 295 amino acids. The transcript is spliced from 5 exons. NCBI's taxonomy places the organism in Eukaryota, Fungi, Basidiomycota, Agaricomycetes, Polyporales, Polyporaceae.